AUGACUGUUAUGGAAUUGACGCCACGUUCGCGCUGUGCCAAUGUAACCAUGACUGCCGUGAUACACGAGGGAGGUGUCCAGCCCAAGGUCUCCUUCUUGUCACCACCGUCUUUGUUUCAGGACAACCCCAAAUUAUACUGUUGCAUGACUUAUGACUGCCUGUCCCUCGACACGCGAGGAACCGGCGCCUUCUGGGGCUUCGAAAUGUGGCGCUCUGAGUCCCUUGCUCUUCAGGCUAGCUAUCUUCCCGACAGGCAGCUCGUCCCCGGACAGAGCACGAUGUCGUUUGACGGCACAAAGGCCCUUCCUCGUUAUAUCAUCAACCGGGAUCGAUUCCAAUUCAUGCAUGACCUCACGAAGCGGAACUUGGAACAUGUCAAGCGGGUUGUAUCUGCCUUGAAGCACCAUGCGCUUGGCUGCAAACUGCGUGCCCCAGGCACAAUGCUUACAGGGAUUUCCGGCUGUUGCAAGCAUCUGCAAGACUUCGCCCUGCAUUCGGUUCCGUCCUCUCUCAAGUAG
Microdochium trichocladiopsis is the source of this 519-nucleotide messenger RNA. RefSeq lists its product as uncharacterized. The record is from RefSeq and is a predicted model, not a curated record. Lineage: Eukaryota; Fungi; Ascomycota; Sordariomycetes; Xylariales; Microdochiaceae. The transcript is spliced from 2 exons. Bases 1 to 519 code for a protein of 172 amino acids.